UUCCAUUUUUGUUUAAUCCCACUGAUUUCUGAGGGGAUUAUCAGACCAGGCACGAUGGAGAGACCGCUGACUCGCCUGACACCGCUCGGAGCUACGUAGAGCGACAGAGAAAGAGGGAGAGUGAAAACAUAACCUCAAAAUCUGGAGAAACAUUUGGAAAUCUUGUUAUUAUCAUUGUUAUUCCAUCCACGGGGACGUCGCUUGUCUCCCCUGUUGGUGACGCGAGGAUGCGCGCUGCAAUAACUGCACGCUUGGCGCAGCUUUUUAUUAUGGAGGGCAACUUUAAUUUGUGCGGUUGCCCCAGAAUUUAUGGCAACUUUCUCGUGACCAUCGACGCUGGGAUUGCAUGUCAAAAUACGCCGUCUUCAGCAAAAGUGCAGAAUCUCUUUGGAAUUUCUUGUGCAUGACUAGCCAAUGGAGGAAGAGAAAGCCGCUGAUAAUAUCCAAUCAAAAUCUGGUUCCCCUUUGCCCACUGGGCUUCCCAUAAACUGGGGACUCAUUACGGGUCCUGUUCCUGAGCCUGUUUUCCCAGCACCCACCACCACUUUGAAUGCUUCUCUUCCUCCCCCUGCUCAAAGUUCAGCUGUCCACGCCCUGCAGACCAAGGUGAAGACAAUCACGCAGAGAAGAACAAGGGGAAGAGACAGGGAGAAAGACAGAGGAAGAUUUGACACGGAGGUGUUGGUGAGCAACCCAGCGGGACACAUUUCAUCUGAAGUCCACCUUAGACAGAGACCCAAAGGCCAGCUGUUUCUGCCUGCUCCCUCCUGGCGAUCAGGUGGUGCAAAGGACUUAAGCAGCAGUGAUGAAGAGGAGGAGGUAGAGGUACAAGUCAGGCUGGAGAUUCACAGUCCUCCUGCUGAAGCACAAGUUGUACAGCAGGGGGAGGAAGUGGAAGAGGAGCAGUCAGAAAACAAUGAUGGACAGGUCAGUCAUCCAACGGGUCAGCCUUGUGGGCUUGGAGAGGGCACCAGUCUGGAGAGUCUUCAGUCUGACAACCCAAGCACUAGCAAGGAUGGCCCAUCCCCUUCCCCUCCUCCUCGUCCACCACCACCUGUGCUCUCCUCCAACAUCUCUGCUUCCACAGCAUCGUCCUUUACUUCCUCCACUUCUUCUCCUUCAGCAAGACACUGGGCCCCUCCAAAGGGCUUCUGGAGAGUAGCACGCCCAGAAACGUUGGUUCUCAAUGGGGUUGACCCUCACAAUACACCCCCCACAUUACCACUAAAGGACUACACUCGGACAGAGGCACUAGCAGAGCCUCAGAGGAAGCCUAAACUGGCUGAAGCAGGCAACAAGAAUGAUGUGGGAGGUCUGGCGAAUGACUAUGAUGUGUCUUCUGAAAUCCAAAACUCUGAUAGUGUGGAGUGGUACCUGGACAAGUAUGAGCAAAGGGAGACAGAUGUGACUGAUCCCAAUAAAGGACUGUGCAGUUCAGACAGCUCAGAGAGCAUGUCUUCACAAAGUGGAAUCCUUUGCGCUGAUGAUAAACUGAGGGUGAAGGAGAGGGCCUAUGCAAAGUUAAGGGAAAGACAACAACACUACAGGGAAGUUAGAGAACUGCAAGAAGGAGAAAUCACUGGCUAUUAUGAAGAAACAACGUACAGAGUGGAUUAUAAUGUUGCAGGUGCCCAUCCUGUUUUGGACUCCUCAGACUCAGCCAUUCUGGCCCAGGAACUUGAACCCUAUUUAAGGUCACUUCUUGUAAUCAGCGAUGAACUACCUCUAAGCCCAAGACACGAGCAGGCCAAGCUUCUUCUGGAGCGAGCAAGACUCAAGGCUCGCUCCAAUCACAUCAAAGGCGAUCGCCCCAGACGCUCCCAUUCUGAUCAAAGAUCCACCGUGAGGAAACAGCAAGUUGAAUCUCCCAGUCCAACAACAGCACAAAAAGCUGUUCAAACCAAAGAAGAGCUCCCAGCUCAAGUCUCAUCUGGUCCCCUCCUUGUCCCCAGUCAGAGAGACACUUCACCCAGCGACCAAGUAGGUCGAACCAGAAGGUACGGUUGCUCACCCACCCGUGUACGCUUUGAGGAUGAAUCAGAAAAAGAAGCAGAGUCUCGCUAUUUGGACAGAGUGAGACAGCGUGGCAGGCCCGGGACGCCCAGGUUCAAGAGUAAAGACAGCAAUAUAGAUUCCAGCAGCAGCGGUUCAGAGAGGAACAGAAACCACAGAAGUGUUUCUAUGCCUCCUAUACAGAAGCAAGAGGAUGAGCCUGCUGUUGGUGAAACUACAACAGUGGUUAAAGAGAUAAUAGUGCUGGUGAAGAAAUGUGAAUCAUGUGGUUCUGUGGUGAGGGAACCUCAGCCAGUUUCAUCGCCACCAGAUUCAAAGCACGCUGAGCCUCAGCAGCCUGGUAACCCUGAGGACCCAAGAGGAAAAGUGUCUCCUCGCUGGGUGUCACCAAACAAAGCGGAGGCUAGCACUCGUCCUAAAGCUCCUCUUACUGUCACCUUCGCUGGCGCUUAUGUUUUGGGGGAAAAUAGAGAAAUUAGUACAGGAUGGAAGUCAUCAGGGUUUGGGAAACUUAGGAGAAGGAGCAGGAAAGGAGAAAGUCGGUUAGAGUCUGGUCAUGGCCCUUAUGGCCCGUCGUGGGCUCAGCGGCGUAACUCAAAUCCACGUAACAGAGUCAACCUGAGCAGAGCUGUUUCAUUUGCACCUGGUAGCCCCAUUUCUCUGGAGCCACGUUUGCUUGAAGCAUCUGGUGGACUAAGGGAGUCACCAACCCCUGCAUUGCCUAUCAAGUCAGCUCUCAAGUCAAGCUCAAGAAAUCGCUCUGCUGCUGGUCAGUCCACGGUUCAGUUCCAGAUGACCUCAAAUCAGGGAGGAGAGGGUGGAGCUCAAUCUCUGCUGGAUUCUCCAGACACAAGGAGGGAGUCUCCAGCAUCUUUAACCCCAGGGGUGCCUGCUGGUAGCAGCCCAGUGUCCUGCAUCAGACCCUCUACUCUGAGGUACUCCCCGGCCAGGCUAGCCACAGACCUGCCAGCCUCUGAACUCUGGGAUGCCACUCCAGAUGGUGCAGGCUUAAGUGGGGAUUCUGGUUCUGGUUCAGAGUGCCGUGCAAUACGUGGCCUGGGUAUGUCUCGGGCUGAGGACCUCAGAGCAGAGCUAUUGAGGGCUGAACAUCUGAAAGCUGAGGCCCUGUGGGAGGAAAACUGUGAUGGGUCUAGAAAGCUGGAUGGGCGACCAAAGCUCUUCCUACGUCGCUUCUUUUCCUCCAUUGGCCUGAACAGUGUCGGUAGGCUUGUGAAAGGAGGUCGCUCCAGUAGUAUGGAACAGCUCAGUAUACCCACUGCCCCCCGGGCGAGCUCAGCAUCACCAAGCCCAACACGGAGACCGCAGCCCACUAUCCGCAUACAGAGGACACCCUCCCUGCAGACGCUGAAUACGGUGCUGCCACUGGCCCAGCUGCGUAAAGCCUCCUCUGUGCAGAGUUUAGAGAGAAGAACAGAGCGUUCAACCAUACUUGGGGAGGUGCAAAUACCAUACGGCCUGGCACUCAGCCCUGACAGCCCUCAGCUUGAGCUUCACAGGGCCUUGAGCGUUGAAGAUGUACUUCCCUCUAGAAUCGCACGUCCGGUGGGCCGGGUCACUCAGGCUUUCCCUGAUGGGAGUAUUGUCCUGGAGCUCAUCAAACCCCCAAACGGUCCUUAUGGUUUUGUUAUUUCAAGGGGCAAAGGUCGACCAGACACAGGUGUAUAUGUUGAAAAAGUGGGUGAUGGCAGCGGAGAAGGCCCGUACGUAGGCCUCCUUGGCAUCGGUGAUGAAAUUCUGCAGGUGAAUGGAGAAGCAGUGGCCGGACUCACUUUAGACCAGGUGACGCGCCUCAUGACCAGGGAAAGCACUGCUUCCCUUCGAAUCAUGCCCGCCCGACGCAAUCAGCGCUGAUUGACAGGACAGGCAUGGCACACAGCCACUUCUCCUGGAGACACGCAGAGUAACUGACUGCUACAAACACUGCGGACUGACUGCAACAAAUGGUAGACGUGCUGUAGUCAGUGCAGCACACUUGCAAAUGCGUAGGUGGAAAAACAGGGUGAGGGCUUCUUUUCUCAUAGUGCAAAUCAACGUUAAAUUAUGUGACAUCACAAAGGAUUGCAAUAGAAACAAAAGCACAUUACAUACAAAUCCAACCGUACACAGAUUAGGCAAGUUAGAAAAAUUUAAUGUAUUUUACAAUUUCAAUUUGUAAAAUGAUUUCUUUUCUUCUUCUUUUUUAGUUGUCGUGAAUUUUUCUUGUGAUUCAUUUCGCUCUUUAUGUCACACAGAGCAUGAGAUCUCAAAUGGUUAGUGAUUGGAAUUGUAUUUUGUCACUUAUUUGAAAUUGUAUACAGAUAUAUAUUUUUUAAGUACUGUUGCUUAUUUAUUUAUUUAUUGGUCAAAUAAUUGAUUAUCUGUAGGGGUGUGGCACAUGCUUGAUCAAUAGACCCUUGAACUGGUGUGUAAAGAAAGAAAAAAAAUUAUCUCAUUUUGGGUUUGUUUUUUUUCUUCAGGACAUCAUAUUUCCCUGGGGCUCUGUAUGGUCUCUUCCUUUUGCUUGUGUUGUAUCAAGUACUCUUUUAUGAACCGGGUGCCGUUUUGCUUCUAAAUAAAAUGAUAUAGAGAUUUA
Molecule: messenger RNA, 4606 nt
Organism: Neolamprologus brichardi
Lineage: Eukaryota; Metazoa; Chordata; Actinopteri; Cichliformes; Cichlidae
Biological process (GO): centrosome cycle; establishment or maintenance of cell polarity; regulation of cellular localization
Cellular component (GO): nucleus; cell cortex; apical plasma membrane
Molecular function (GO): protein binding
Source: RefSeq, a predicted model, not a curated record